UGGAAGCUAAUAUUUUUAGCUGCUGUCAUGUUGUAAAACGUCUUAUUCUGAUUACUUGUGACAGCUUUCAUUCCUGAAAACCAAAUCGCACGAUGUUUGAGGUGAGGGUUUCUGAUCUGACAUAGAAGAACAAUGCAACUUCACAGGAGCUUGUCAUCUACGCGAAACGUGGGAAAAAGCGUUUCAUCCCAGGUGGGGUAAAGAGGAAUCUGAGAUUUUGUUGCACUGAGGGAGUCUGUGACUUUGGAUGUAAGAGGUGUAAUCUUCAGACCAAAAUGCCACAGCUGCUGUGAUGGGUCUCAUGGCUGCGCAGAGAAGCUCACAUCCACAUGAACUCUGCUGAGGAGCCUGACCUUUCCUGUGUUUGUUGAAGGAGGAAUGGACAUGCAAAAAAAAAAAAAUCCUUUCUCCAUUUAAGAAUGUGAUAAAUUCCUCGAACACAGCAGGACCAUGAAAGCCUGGACGAGAACACAAGCAGGGGUUAAGUUGCAGCACUACAGUACACCACUUCAUGGAACAAACGUGUGUGACAGCGGAUCUGACAAAGCUGACUUAUCAUCCAAUCUACAGAUUUAUACUCGAGAUGAAAACCUCGAUGAGAAACAAAGCAUAUCUUUUCCAGUGGAAUCAGAAUUGCAUCAUAAUGACAAAUCCGAAGCAACACCACCUUGGCAGUCUAAUUCUGCUGAAUCCAAGCCCGAGAUCUCUCAUGGCGUCAAGAUGGAAUCCAUGAAGGUGAAAGAGCAAACACUCCAUGUGACAGUCAAGCUGCAAGAGGAGGAACAAGAGGAAAAAAUCAGCAGUUUAAUCAGCUCUGAUGGCGACCCUGCUGGUUCUGAUAACGCUGCUGGCUCCCAGGUGAAUGUGUCAUUGUCUCAGGGACAAGAUCACAACCAGAGGGAUCGCAGCAGUCCCACACUCUUCAUGGAGGUCGUGUCUGAUGGAGAAGGAGAGAGAAAAGACGACGAGAAAGAGAGCAUCGUAAAGAUAGCGAUGGUUUCACCCCUGCGCUCAGGAAAAAGACUUAGAAGACAGGUGAAGGUUCCACAUGUGACUGUGGUGUCACAGGAAGAUGUUCCUGCUGGUCCUGUCAAGAGAAGGGGCAGAAGAAAGAUUUUGCGUACUCCAGUGCUGUCUGAAAACCAACAGGAAGAACCCAGAGCAUUAAGACGCACCCAAAGAACCAGGUCUGUACCAACCACAGCAGAAACAAAUGCAUCAAACUACAAAACUGCCUGUCAAGAUACUGCAAAGCAAUCUUGCAGAACCAGAAGAGAUGCCAAACCCCCUGAUGGAGGAGAAAGCACAGCUGUUUCAACUGCUUCUGUGAAGAAGCGUGCUGGCCGAAAGGCAACUUUUAUACCAAUAGAAAUACCCCCUGAGCUCUUGAAUAAGCCCAAAGAGAAGAUUGACUACCACUGUUCAGUGUGUGGAAAAGAAUUCCCACAUGCGUACAAGCUGGAGCGGCAUGAACUGAUCCACACGGGAGAGAAACCUUACCGCUGUUCCAUCUGUGGCAGGGGAUUCAACCAGAAAGGAAAUCUCAAAACACACUUCAAGGUUCACUAUGGGCGAAAAGGUGUUGAAGAUUGGGACAGAGAGAUGAAUCCCAUAGCUUCACGUCUGUCGGAGUACUUGAAAUCACUGCCAGGGGAGUCAAAGAUUAGGUCGUCUCUCCAUUGCCCAGAAUGUGGGAAAGACUGCGAAAGUGUACUGGCUUUACGAGAACACUCCAUUACUACACAUCCACAGACGACCCCUAAAUCAGACACAGUCAAGGACAAUUCAUCACAGCUUCAUUUCUGCCACCACUGUGGCAUUCAGGUAAAUGACAAAAAACAUCUGGAGAAACAUAUGAAAAGCCACCAAAAGGAGAAACCAUACUCCUGCCCCGACUGCGGUAAGUGCUUCAUCAACGAGAGCUACAUACAAGUUCACCAGCGUAUCCACACUGGAGAGAAACCUUUCCUCUGCUCCCACUGUGGUAAAGGCUUUCAUACGGCUUCUGCUCUAAAACUGCAUGAGAUGCAGCACUCUGGGGAGAGACCAUUUGCAUGUACCAUCUGCGGAAAGAGCUUUCGGAUAAACUCGUACCUCACAGCACAUUAUCUUACCCACAUUAAAGAAAGACCUUACAUUUGUAGGGUCUGUGGGAAAGGCUAUUCUCGAGCUGAGGAGUUAAAGGUUCACCAGAGGCUUCACACUGGGGAGAGACCAUACCAGUGUGCCGUGUGUGGGAAGAGCUUCAUUUAUAGGCAGGGUCUGAGACAGCAUCAGGGCACGCACGCUGGACGGCGCAUAGGGCCAACCAGACAGCUUGGACGACCGAAACAACAGCCGAGACUGGAGAUCUAACAGUUCUUCCACAUGCAGUUGUCUCCUGGUAUCUCAUCCUCACACACACAGCAGAGACAUUUACAUUGUACAAACAUUUCUGUGACCACAUUACUUUGCCAAGAACAUGUCGUACCUGUAAUUUGUAUCUGAGAUAUAAUCACUCCUGUCCAGUAUCCUGUCUGUACAAUUUGAGUGCCUUUGUAUCCUGCAUGCCACAUAACGAUCAUGUUUAACGCACAAAUCGUUGUUCAGAAAAUAAAGAAAUUUCAUUUUU
This is a messenger RNA of Thalassophryne amazonica, 2611 nucleotides long. RefSeq names its product zinc finger protein 37-like. Gene Ontology annotation, biological process: regulation of immune system process; negative regulation of transcription by RNA polymerase II; regulation of cytokine production. Bases 451 to 2355 code for a protein of 634 amino acids. The transcript has 11 exons. NCBI's taxonomy places the organism in Eukaryota, Metazoa, Chordata, Actinopteri, Batrachoidiformes, Batrachoididae. The record is from RefSeq and is a predicted model, not a curated record.